AUGUCGCAAAAGGCACAGAACAACGCGCUCGAUGACGUCCUUGCCUCCCUUCUCGACCGCCGACGUGCACGGAACCAACUGAGGGGCCUGACUACAGUUCCAGAUGGCACCGUCGAUUUCUCUUCCAAUGACUACCUCUCGCUAUCCUCGCAGCCCGCCGUGCAGCAAGCAUUCUUAACUCGCCUCCAAGGAGCCUUAUCACCCACCACCACAGGCGAUAACAGUCGCCCGUCUUCGCUGUUAGGCUCGGGCGGCUCCCGGUUGUUAGAUGGAAAUUCUCUUUUUGCAGAAUCUCUGGAAUGCAUGCUGGCCGAGUUCCACGGCGCCCCGGCCGCUUUGCUGUUCAACUCGGCCAUGGACGCCAACGUGGGUCUUUUCUCGUGCGUCCCGCAGCCUGGAGACGUGAUUGUGUACGACAGGUUAAUACAUGCGAGCGUACAUGAUGGGAUGCGGCUGAGUAGAGCCAGCAAACGAAUCCCGUUCGCCCAUAGCCACGUCUGGGACGCCCCGGGAGACUUGGGCACUUCUUCUUCCACAGCCAAAUCUCUGGAGGCGGUCUUACGGGGUUUGCUACAGGAACCCGACGGCAGUCAACUCGGAUCCGGAAAGAGAAAUGUCUUUAUUGCCGUCGAGGGUGUCUACAGCAUGGAUGGCGAUGUCGCCCCCUUGGCUGACAUUGUUGAGUGUGUUGAGCGUUAUCUUUGUCAAGGCAACGGUUACAUCAUCGUCGAUGAAGCACAUUCGGCAGGUAUCUUUGGAGACCGUGGCCAGGGCUUGGUGAGUAUGGUACUUUGCUCGCCCACAACUCGCUCUUAUCUCAUCAACUAUGCGCGGACCCUCAUCUACACAACCGCCAUGGCAUUCCCUUCCCUCGCGAGCAUUGAAGCAGCGUACACCUUCCUCGCGGCUGGCCGAGCAAAGCAGUUACGGUCCCAUUUGGAAGUUCUUGUGCAAGGGACACACAAGCUCCUCCUCACGGCGUGCGCCCGCCAUCGCCCCCCUCCUGAACUGUUACGCGUCAGUCCCGCAAAACCACGGUCACCGGUCAUUCCGGUCCUUACCUCCCGGCCCCGGGACCUAGCCAAAUACUGCCAGCAGAAAGGAUACAUGGUGCGCCCCAUUGUAGCACCAACGGUACCUAAAGGAGAAGAAAGGAUUAGGAUAUGUCUCCAUGCCAAGAACUCUAUUGUGGAAGUGGAAGGAUUAAUCAAGGCGAUGGAAGAGUGGUUGUUGGAAGCCAUGAAUCGAGAAGGCGAGCCCGAAGGAAGGGUGGUGACGGAAACAGACCAAAGCCAACCAUCAACGCAAGACCGGGCAGUCAGGGAGGCAAAAAUAUAA
Molecule: messenger RNA, 1338 nt
Organism: Chaetomium globosum CBS 148.51
Lineage: Eukaryota; Fungi; Ascomycota; Sordariomycetes; Sordariales; Chaetomiaceae
Exons: 2
Coding region: 1-1338 (445 amino acids)
Biological process (GO): biosynthetic process
Molecular function (GO): pyridoxal phosphate binding
Source: RefSeq, a predicted model, not a curated record